AUGGACAAUUCACCUGAUGGGUCAGUAGAUAUUAUGGGUGAUCCGCCUGAUGGGUCAGUAGAUAUUAUGGAAGAUCCGCCUGAUGGGUCAGUAGAUAUUAUGGAAGAGUCACCUGAUGGGUCAGUAGAUAUUAUUGGUGAUGUUUUCCCUGAUGGGUCAGUAGAUUUUAUUGGUGAUGUGCCUUAUGGGUCAGUAGAUAUUAUGGACAAUUCACCUGAUGGGUCAGUAGAUAUUAUGGGUGAUCCGCCUGAUGGGUCAGUAGAUAUUAUGGAAGAUCCGCCUGAUGGGUCAGUAGAUAUUAUGGAAGAGUCACCUGAUGGGUCAGUAGAUAUUAUUGGUGAUGUUUUCCCUGAUGGGUCAGUAGAUUUUAUUGGUGAUGUGCCUGAUGAGUCAGUAGAUAUUAUAGACGAUUCACCAGAUGGGUCAGUAGAUUUUAUUGGUGAUGUGCCUUAUGGGUCAGUAGAUAUUAUGGACAAUUCACCUGAUGGGUCAGUAGAUAUUACGGGUGCUCCGCCUGAUGGAUCAGUAGAUAUUACAGGUGAUCCGCCUGAUGGGUCAGUAGAUAUUAUUGGUGAUUUUUCCUUGAUGGGUCAGUAG
Messenger RNA from Pelobates cultripes (western spadefoot toad), 597 nucleotides. Lineage: Eukaryota; Metazoa; Chordata; Amphibia; Anura; Pelobatidae. The record is from the annotation of a GenBank genome assembly.